Botrytis cinerea B05.10 is the source of this 1582-nucleotide messenger RNA. RefSeq lists its product as hypothetical. The coding region runs from base 289 to 1041 and encodes 250 amino acids. Gene Ontology annotation, biological process: mycotoxin biosynthetic process. NCBI's taxonomy places the organism in Eukaryota, Fungi, Ascomycota, Leotiomycetes, Helotiales, Sclerotiniaceae. The transcript is spliced from 5 exons. The record is from RefSeq and is a predicted model, not a curated record.
GGUAUUGAUAUUCAUAACCUAUGUACAGAAGAGAACCUCUGUAAGAGGAAAGUCAAGUCUGAAUAACGAUAAGCAUUCUUGGCCUUCAUUCCAUCUUCAUACCCGUCUUUUAAUGGUCUACGCCGAAAAGUUAAAUGCCUUCUCGAACUGUUUCUCGCUAUCAAGUAAUAUUCUAGGCUUUUUUGAUUCGUCGAAGUAAAUCCGGCCUGAAAAAGCUGGCCACUUGAUUUUGAAGUUUUAACUCACGUUCUCGACAAUUUCUUUACUUUCACAAUCCAAGUGCGAAAAAUGGAAAGAGAAACCCUCCUCUAUCCCUCAGACGAAGCUCGUUGUAGUGACGAAGAAGCUACACCAAGUCUGACCGAGUUGCAGCAGCAUCAGGCGUCCAAAUUUCAAAAGAAAUGCGGGGGACGAAAUGCCGUCUUUCGGAAAGCUUUACCAUGGGUAUUACAUCUAGCUCUGCUCUCUACAUCGCUGGGACUCCUAAUAAAAACUCUCCUCAUACAAAGGUCUUUGCCUGCGACUUGCGUAGAGGAUAGACUCCAAUGGACCAUCACCAUGGAUUCUGUUCCCGACAUUCAUCACUUUGAGCGCUUGGUUGGUAGUUUCAAUCGAUCCUCGUCCCCUUAUAAAGGGCCUCCAUCGCCCGCUGUUGAUGCCGCAUGGGCCGACUUGACAGACUAUGGCGCAAUAAGCAUAUCAGAAAAGACCUUUGGGAAGUUGAAUGCUUCCAAAAAUGCUGUCAGGGUCCCAGCCGAAUACGGAGGUGGGAGACUGGCUUUCGUGGAAGCUAUUCAUCAAUUGCAUUGUUUGGAAUCACUAUGGCGACAUACAUACCCAGAUUAUUAUACGGAAGCCGCAAGAAAAAUAAAAACAAAUGAUCAAGAGUGGCACGAUCAUAUGGGUAGAUCAUUGCGUGGACAUGUUGCGUCAAAAAUUAAUGUGCGAUGCCGAUGUACAUCUAGUCACCUACAACUGGCUGAAAGGCCACGACGCUCCUCAUCCCAAUUUCAAUACGGCAAGGCAAUGUCGAAGUUUUGAAGCCGUCAAACAGUAUGUCAUUGAAAAUGCCCUUGAUGGCUCUAAUCUACCUAAAAUGUAUUUUGAAAAGCCCAAGGAUGGUUCUGUAAUGGAGUACGAGGAACCUCCAUUUGAUCCUCUUGCCGAUGGAUGGCCAUCCAAGCACCAUUGAAGGACUGCGUACAUAUAUUCAGAUGGCCUUUUACUCUGAGAAACACCCCGCACUUUCUGCUCUGUACAUAGCACUCUCAACCCUAAACGGUGCGGACCGUUUGUGUGCACGAAACCUUAGGUUCCACAGAUCUUUACGAUCCUUGCGUACUCGAGCAGGGCAGUCGGAAUCUGCGUAUCCGGCAUUAGCGAUCCUUCUUCAAUAGGAAGCUGGUAUCGUCGGCAAAAAUGGUCUGAUGGGCGCUAGAAUUUUGAUAACAACAUCUACCUGCACCCAAUCAAGUUGAAAAAUAAUCUUCGCACAUCCUAGGUAACGUAACGAUUCUCUGCAAAGAUGGGAGAUCCUUGCUCACGCUUGCGAAUGGUACAAAUCUUGGCUUCUCCGUUCUCA